Molecule: messenger RNA, 456 nt
Organism: Vicia faba (fava bean)
Lineage: Eukaryota; Viridiplantae; Streptophyta; Magnoliopsida; Fabales; Fabaceae
Source: the annotation of a GenBank genome assembly
AUGUCUCGAAGAUAUGAUAGCCGUACAACAAUAUUCUCACCCGAAGGACGCCUUUAUCAAGUGGAGUAUGCAAUGGAAGCUAUUGGAAAUGCUGGCACUGCAAUAGGAAUCUUGUCAAAAGAUGGAGUUGUUCUGGUUGGCGAGAAGAAGGUGACAUCCAAGCUGCUUCAAACCUCAACUUCGACUGAGAAAAUGUACAAGAUCGAUGAUCAUGUUGCAUGUGCUGUUGCCGGGAUUAUGUUCGACGCCAACAUCCUAAUCAAUACCGCUAGGAUCCAAGCACAACGUUACUCAUUUGGGUACCAAGAGCCUAUGCCCGUUGAGCAGUUGGUUCAAUCUCUCUGUGAUACUAAGCAGGGUUACACACAAUUCAAUUCUAAAACAGGACUAGCGUUGUGCCAUUGGUGCCAACAAUCAGGCAGCACAGUCAAUUCUAAAAUAGGACUACAAGGAUGA